CGCUUGGGGUCUGUUCUGUGUGGUCGCCGCUCACGCCUCACCGCAACCACAGCCGCCAAAGCUGCGGCCGUGCAGCCGCGCGUCCCCGGAGACAGUCAGCCCCGGCGGCUGCUCCUCCUCCCAGAUGCCAGGGCCCGGGCGCCGGGCGGCUGCCAGCAGGAGGAUGAAGGGCUCAGUGGGAGGAAGAAGAGAAAAGCUGCUGGGGACGCCUAAAGCUCAGCCUAGCCAUGAUUUCACCUGUACACAAGAUGGAGAGAGUGAGGCUGAAUUCUUCCCUGAUGACUUUGAAGAGAAACCUGAAAGAGAAAAGAAGCAUACCAAUUUUACUUUGUGUAACGUGUGUAACAUUCAGCUGAAUUCGGCCGCUCAAGCACAAAUCCAUUACAAUGGCAAAUCACAUCAAAAGAGAUUGAAACAACUCAGCAACGGGAUGUUGAAAAACGACAACGGUGGUACAUGCCAGAGUCCUGCUCUCCCAGCCCUGGUCCGGCCACCAGCUCCUCCUCUGCAACCAUCGCUGGAUAUCAAGCCCUUCCUUCCCUUUCCUCUUGACACUGCUGCAGCGGUCAACCUCUUCCCCAAUUUUAAUGCGAUGGACCCGAUUCAGAAAGCUGUAAUAAAUCAUACAUUCGGGGUGCCUCUUCCUCAUCGAAGAAAGCAAAUCAUAUCAUGCAACAUUUGCCAGUUGAGAUUUAAUUCCGAUAGCCAGGCUGCGGCCCACUACAAAGGCACGAAACAUGCCAAGAAGCUCAAAGCACUGGAAGCCAUGAAAAAUAAGCAGAAAUCUGUCACUGCCCAGGACAGCGCCAAGACUACCUUCACCUCCAUCACUACCAAUACCAUCAAUACCAGCUCUGACAGAACAGACAGUGCCGCAGGGACACCAGCAAUAUCAACGACGACAACUGUGGAAAUUCGCAAAAGCAGUGUUAUGACAACUGAGAUCACCUCUAAAGUGGAAAAAAGCCCCACGACAGCCACUGGCAAUAGCUCAUGUCCUUCCACGGAGACUGAGGAAGAAAAGGCAAAACGGCUUCUUUACUGUUCCCUCUGCAAGGUUGCUGUCAACUCUGCCUCGCAGCUGGAGGCGCACAACAGUGGUACAAAGCACAAAACCAUGCUAGAAGCUCGAAAUGGUAGUGGGACUAUCAAAGCCUUUCCUAGGGCAGGAGUGAAAGGCAAAGGACCUGUUAAUAAGGGAAAUACAGGCCUGCAAAACAAAACGUUUCACUGUGAAAUCUGUGAUGUGCACGUCAACUCGGAAACACAACUCAAACAGCACAUUAGCAGUAGAAGGCACAAAGACAGAGCUGCUGGGAAGCCCCCAAAACCUAAAUACAGUCCUUACAACAAGCUACAGAAGGCAGCACAUCCUCUGGGGGUCAAACUAGUCUUUUCAAAAGAACCUUCAAAGCCAUUGGCCCCACGAAUCCUACCAAACCCUCUGGCAGCGGCUGCAGCGGCUGCUGCAGUGGCAGUCAAUUCUCCUUUCAGUCUCCGAACAGCUCCCGCGGCGACGCUGUUCCAGACCUCGGCGCUCCCGCCAGCCCUCCUGCGGCCAGCUCCGGGACCCAUUCGGACCGCCCACACGCCUGUGCUGUUCGCUCCUUACUGAAUUCCAAAUGGGAAUCAUUGUACUGCAAUAAUUUUUCAAACAACAAAACCAACAAAAGAGAACUAUGCAGUGUUUAUUUAUAGUUUAAAGAAUAUCUGAUGAGCCAGGACUUUUGAUAGCGAAUUGAAAAGAUUAUAUUAAAAAAAAAAAAAAAGAGGGAAGUUUGGGGGCGGGAGGGAAAGGGGUGGUAUUUUGUCCAAAUUAAAGCAUUCCUCUUGAACACUGAUUGUUUUAGAAGUGAUCUCCAGCAUUGAAUUGUAGUGGUAUCUAGAACUGCUGAAAUCUUUGUGACUGUCCUUUUGGGCACCUAAUUCCCCCCUGCAUUGUCUUUUCUGCUUUAUAAAACAACUAUACAUUGUCUAAGGGCAUUAACUGGUUCCAAUGUAUAUAUAAUAAUUUACUCUGUAGAUUAAAGUAAUAUGAAAAAAAGAAAAAACAAAAAAAAACAAAAGCAACACUGUGAAUAGUAGUGAGCGUGCUGGUCUUCCCGCUACAGACUGCAAAUCCUGGGUAUUUAGCCCAACAGAAGUAGAUACAGUAGAUGUCUUGUAAAACAAUAGUGCUGUGUCUCAAUCUAUGCCACUAGGUUUAAAAGAAUUGCAAAAGGUAGAAUGAACAACUAUUUCAUGCCAGUAAGCAGUCAAAAAAUUAAAACCAGAUGGAGCUAGGGAGAUCUCCCUCGUCCAAGUUCUUCCCCCUCCUAGUCAGCUUGGAGAUGACUCUGAGGUCAGAGCAAUAGAACAGGGCUAAACACAGAGGUGGAGGAGAUUAAUAAAUAUGGUUUCUUAUAAACUACUCUUUCUCCACCCUGUGAUAGUAAUGCUGGAAAUAGGGAACUAUUAUCAUAAACCUCCACCUGAAAACAAGUUAACCCACACAUCAUGGGUGUUCAGAAAGAAAUCAGCAUGACUGUUUUGCUUGUGGAUAAGGGAUGAUCAUAACCUAGACAGAUAAACAAAGGAAGGGUUUUUCAUGUUAGUGCAUAUCCAAUAAAAUCAGAAUAUUGUCUCUCUGUAAUUUCCCCUUUAUAUCAUACCAGUAGGGUUCUGCUUUGAAUAUGAUGGUAGACAUUAGCUAUUGUGGGGUUUAUCUUGUUUGUUUUUUUUUUAGAUUUCCUACUGACAUGAUAUAAACCAUGAUAUGUAUUGAAAUAUUAGCAAAACAAAUAAGAUGAGUCAGAGUUAACUGCAGAUCAAGGAUAUAGUGGUUAAAAAAAAAAGAAAAUAUUGGUAAGAUGCACAAGACCAUCACUUCUCUAGUGGACUUGCGAAAUGCUGACAGCCUUUGAUAUGCACCGUAAGACUGAAAGGAGUUGACGAUUUACCUUUAAAAUAAGAUUUAUCAGGGGUAUAUAUAAAUAUAUGUAUAUUGUAUAUAUGUUAGAAAGAUUAAGAGAAUAACUUAUAAAAAGAAAAUCUAUAUAAAAUAAUUAUAUAACCAUCCUGUGUUACAUGUUAUCAUUAAGUUGGUAACAAAUGGCAUAAAAAUAGCUGUGCCUUUAAUUUGUGAUAAAGGCUAUUUGCUUUUUCCCAUAGGUUAACGUAUACCUAUCCCUAUGAUGGGGUUCAACACAGCUAGUCUGUUGCAUUCAUAAGAACAAUGACGCUCAAACUUAGAGCAAUGAUAAAACAUGUACAAAUCAAUCCUAUGUGAUUUAGGUUUAGAGAAAAAAAUAUUUUUGAAGAGGUUUUGUAAAGACUAUUUAAAAAUACAGGGAAGGGCUGGGCAUAGCCUUCCUCAAACUGCUCUUACCUAAACUAUAGUAACCUUAUGAGAGGUAGACAGAUUCAAGAUGAAACCAUUGGAGAGAUAGGUAUUUAGCAUUUAUCAUUUUAUAUUUAAAAAACACCCAUAGCGUGCUUGGUGCUCUACAUGGAACAUGGUCUUUGGAUUUUUGAUCAUCCAUCUAGCUACAGACAUUUGUCAUAUGAACAUAGCUUUAAAGCAGUUGAUUUCCUAUAUCUUUUGUUAAAUAAAGAACCAAAACAAAGAAUGGAAGGAAAGGAGGACAUGAGGGAAGAAAGCGAGGAAUGAGAAAAAGGAAAACGUUACGUCUUGGGUAAAAAAAAAAGUCUAAAUUGCACAUCGCUGAUGAAACAUUUUAUCAGCAACUGAAAUUUGUCUUGGAACCUCUGACAGUUUUGUAUUUGUCCGUAGCUCACCUCUGGUCUUUGUGUUUCCUUAGAUGCCCGAUAGUUCCACCAGGUCCAGAGUCGCUCAUAAAUUUUAUUGUCCAGAGCUCUGUCUGUAUUCCAUGUGACCAGCUUAUGACCAUUUUUGACCUUUAGUUUCAUUUUUCUGAUUUGACAAAUAUUUUGAUCUUUCACUGUAAGUCAGCCUGAAUCCCUUCCGCCACCCUUUACACCUGAGCAAACCUCUUCCUGUUGGAGAACUUAAUGUUAAUUGAUGCAAGCUCACUGCAAUGUGCUUUUGCUGUUCUUCCCAUGUUCACCAAAAUGAAUGAGCCAGUCCAAUCGAAGUUAAGUCCUGUGGUUGCACAGAUCCUGGAUCACAAGACAUUACUAACUUUAAUGAUUUGCUGGGAACAAACAAAUCAGCCAUAUUUUCUCCAUCAGCCAUAUGAGAAAACUCAGAAAUACCCAAAUCCCUUCUGCCUCACUUCGCUAUGGAACCAUUUUUGUUUAAAAGGUCUCUUAAAUUGGAGUUGUAAGCAUCAGUUGUCUUUUACUCACUACCUAAUAAAGGAUGAAGCCUAACCAUAGAACGUACAGUGGAUUCUCUGUGAAUUGUUACCCUCCACGGCAUGUACUUAUCGACACCAAAUCAACAUCUGUUAUAGUUCAGACUGCUAUCAAGCUGUAAAGCCUUUACC
Molecule: messenger RNA, 4448 nt
Organism: Condylura cristata (star-nosed mole)
Lineage: Eukaryota; Metazoa; Chordata; Mammalia; Eulipotyphla; Talpidae
Gene: ZNF385D
Product: zinc finger protein 385D
Exons: 9
Coding region: 125-1615 (496 amino acids)
Cellular component (GO): nucleus
Molecular function (GO): zinc ion binding; nucleic acid binding
Source: RefSeq, a predicted model, not a curated record